Messenger RNA from Solanum dulcamara, 3587 nucleotides. RefSeq lists its product as uncharacterized. Lineage: Eukaryota; Viridiplantae; Streptophyta; Magnoliopsida; Solanales; Solanaceae. The record is from RefSeq and is a predicted model, not a curated record. Bases 465 to 2591 code for a protein of 708 amino acids. The transcript is spliced from 2 exons.
AAAGGACUCUCUAGUAAGGGCAUAAUUGUCCUAAAAAGACGAAAUGGGGGAAUCCACUCCCGACAUCAAAAAGUUUCGCUGGAAAUAUAGAAACAAAGAUCUUGUCGAGACUAACACAACCCAAGUCCAAGUCGUAGCAUCCAAAAUUCAACCCAGUAGCAAUCUCGGAGGAGCAAAUCGCCUGGGCUCGUCAGAUCAUCUCCUUGGAGAAAUCAGGAUCGAUUCGAGUUGAAUCAAAAAUUGGAGAUGAUUCCCCAUUGCAUCAACUGUAUACUGGCCAAAUUUCAGACAAUUACACCAUCACAAUUGAGAGAAAUCAGCCGGCAAUUCCAACUAGAGUCGCGAUUGUUUCGCCGGAAAAACAAUCGCAGAUUCGAGCCACCUCCGGCGAGAUUCGAAAGGAACCAACUACUGGGGUUUGUUCCCCACAUCAGAGCGCCCCUACCACCAAAAUUUCAGAUCAAAUGGGUGGAGGAAUCAUGGAGGUGGAAUUUUCCGGCGACGGCGCCGGAGCUCCGGUCAUUUUCUCCUGUCGAGACCAAUGCCAAAAGGGGCGCUCCAAUGAGCUUAACAACCCCCACCAGGUAAGCCCCCUCGAAUUUCAUCCCAUCAAUUCGAAUUUGGAAAAAACAGCCACUGGAGUCGCAAAUGUUAAAAACUAUUGCGACAGAUUUCAAGCUCCAAAUAUGGAUAGUUCUCAAUGUAAUAGAUUAACUGAUGUGGAAAAUAGAGAUUAUCCUACUCAAAUGAUUGAUGAUGAAGUUUCGAGCUCGUGGAAUUUCGACAAAGAUACAGUGAACACUGUUUCAUUGAAUGAUGGUCUGAUAGUCGACAAAGAUAAGCACCAAGAGGCUAAUAUGAUCAGUUCUUCUAACUUCUCAUUUGAUUUAAGAAACCAUAAUGCUCUGCAUGAUAAUCAAAAUACUGACAAGGAUCAAAGAGACUUUGCCAAUGUGGUAGAAUUGAGUCAAUCCUCUAGUCGACUGAAUAUAGCCAACUGCACUGCUGUGUCUACAAUGAAUCCACUGUCAUCACAACAGCAAGGUGCUGAGGGAAUGGAACAGGGCCAACACAUAUAUGAAGACAAUGGAACUCAGCCUCACAUUCAGAGCACAAAGACAAAUGCAGGUAUGACUAAUCCCUCAAACUUGGUAAAUUAUAAUCGUAAUGGGUUGAAAUCCAUUGGAACUCAUUUGCAAAUUCAUGCAAAUGAGCACCGUGGUACUGCUGCUGUUAAUUUAAUGCAGGGCAUAGAACUUGAUCCUAUCAAGGCUCAUAAUAACCAGAAAGAUCAUGCAACUUUAAGCCAAGCUGUAGAUCCCAAACAAUCCCAGCAGCAACAAUUUCAAAAGCACACACCAUCUCAUCCAACUUAUCCUAAAGUGUCCAGCAAUUUUGACGAACUUGUCCCCAACGACCAAAGAAAUAAUCUACUCCCUAACCAAACUCAAACCAGAGAUAAUAAUAACCAAACUAUACAGAAGAACCAGUUCCCUAGCAAGAAGGACCAGGUCCCGCAACCAGCACCUUACACUGUCAUCCAAACCUUUGCAACUAAACUUAGACUUAACCAAGCUAAGAAUGAAGUCCCUAUUGAAUUAUCCACACCUACUUUCACUACCAAACAGGGCCUUCCUGCAGUGAUCUUCAAUAAAGAGGACUUUAUGGUUAAGCUGGCUGCAAGAUGCAAGUUUACUCUAGUGGGCAAAUUUAGUAAUACCAUGCCCAAAAUUGAGUUGAUAAGGAGGAGCUUCAUACUGCAGACUCAGCUUUGUGUGUGUGUGUGGGGGGGGGGGGGGGUCAAGAUUGCACACUUCAAUGCUAAGCAUGUUUACAUUGACUUGGACAAUGAGAUGGACUACAUCACAGUGUGGACUAAACAGGGAAUGACCAUUGAAGGCCAGAUCAUGAGGAUACAAACAUGGACACCUACUUUCAGGCCUGAGGAAGAAACACCAAUUGUACCAAUUUGGGUAGCUCUUCUAGAAUUACCUUGGCACUGCUACAACAAGGAAUUUGUGACUGCUCUUUUAGCUCCUAUUGGUAAAGUACUAUACCUGGAUACAGCUUCUAUCCAAAAAACAAGGGGAAGUAUAGAAAAAGUAAGAGUACAGGUGAAUCUCACCAAGGAAAGGCCACCUCAUGUGUGGAUGGGAUAUGAUAAGGAAGACACCACCAUAGGGAGAUGGCAAGCAAUUCAAUAUGAGAAUGUGCCUGAGUACUGCAUGCACUGCAAACAUCAGGGGCAUAUGAUACAUGUUUGCACUGUCAAGAAAAGAGAAGAAGAACAAAAAAGAAGGAAGGAGCUAGAGGCUGAAAAAAAGAACAAAAAUAAGGAAGGCAUGACAGGAAAAAACCAAGAGGCUAUUCAGAUUUCAGAGGCGCAGAACAAAAGUAAUACUCUUACAGCUGAUGAUCAUCCACAGCAUCAUCCUACUACUGAUAACACCAAUGAAGAGCUGUGGCAAACUCAAAAGAAGAAACAUGCCAAGGAGCAAAACAACACUCAGCAAAACAAUUUGUCUAGACCUACUUCACUUCAGGAACACAGGAAAUUUGACCAAAAUCAGCAAAAACACAGUGGCAGGUAAGCAGUGUAAUCCUAUUACCACUUCUAAUAAUUUUGUUGAUCUUGUCACACAAGAUCAACCCUCUAACCAAGAUGCAGGAGAACCCAUCAGCAAAAGGAACUUUUUACAAAAGAGUUCAUCAGCAGUGCAGGAUCACACCAAAGCUCAAGGAAAAGGUAGACUGAAGAGUGGAAACAUUUUGUAUUGGGAGUUGCAGCAUUCCAGUACAUGCAGAGUCCAAGAAGUUGCAGUGACCAUGCAGAGUGCUUCCACCUUUGUGAGCUCUUUGCAGGUACAAUAGAGUUGCAACAUGAUGUUUUGGAGUUGCAGCAGUCAUCCAGUAAUUGCAGAGUCCAACAAGCUACAGAUGAAGAGGACUUAUGUUAAUCUUUGCAUGAUGAUGCAUCCAACACCAACCCUUCACAACCAGCUGCAGAACCCCAAAACCUUUGGAAUUCCUCAGCAUCCAUUAUCUGCAACUGCUUGUAGAAGAUGCAACACUUCAGCCACUCUUGAGGUACAGUAAAGAGUUACAGCAUUUGUCUUGGAGUUGCAGCAGCUCAAUCACCAACAACUUCCAUCAACUUGCAAUCCUUAUUCAUUGGAGCUCUUCAUACCUAUUCACAUAGAUGAAGAGGCAUUCUAUGUUAAGCUUUGCAUGGUGAACCCUUCGACAAGAGCCUCAUCUACAUCAUCCAACUACUGCAUUGUGAUCUCCUUGUAGGAGCUUAUUUUAUAUUUAUUUCUUAAUAAUUUGGGACAUUAGUCGAACGACCUUAAUAAGUUAGUCGACUUAUGUUCCACCUAAGUUGUAUACUUGUUCCUUUCAACUUAGCUACGUUUUGGUUAGGUUAUAGCUUAAUUGAAUAAGAAUAGGUAAUCCUUUCUAUUCUCGAUUAUGUAAGGGGAGAGUCUCCCUCAUUUAUGCACUCUUAGAAUUAUUGUAACGAGAGAAGUCCUCUCUUAAGUACGUAGUCUUGCUCCUUUGUUGUAAUUGGGGAUAAGUUGGUGACCUUA